GGCAACACACACACGGGGCACUGGGACACGGACACAGACACAGGCACACGGAAGCGCACCCCGCGCCGCAAACAUGGCGCUGGUGCCCAGCCAGGUGCUGCACGCCGCCAUCCUCCUGUCCUAUUGCUCCAUCCUGUGCAAUUACAAGGCCAUUGACAUGCCCGCGCAUCAGACCUAUGGAGGCAGCUGGAAAUUUCUGACCUUCAUAGACCUGGUUAUCCAGGCUGUCUUCUUUGGGAUUUGCGUCUUGACUGACCUGUCCAGUCUUCUCACUAGAGGGAAUGACAGUCAAGAGCAAGAGAGGCAGCUGAAAAAACUCAUUUCCCUCCGUGACUGGAUGAUGGCUGUUCUAGCUUUCCCUGUGGGAGUGUUUGUUGUGACGAUGUUUUGGAGCAUCUAUAUCUAUGACAGGGAACUGGUUUACCCAAAGCUGCUUGAUAAUUUUAUACCAGCAUGGCUAAAUCAUGGAAUGCACACAACAGUUUUGCCCUUCGUAUUAAUCGAGAUGAGAACAACACAUCAUCAGUAUCCCAGCAGGAGCUGUGGACUGGCUGCAGUGUGCACCUUCGCUGUUGGCUAUAUUUUAUGGGUGUGCUGGAUUCACCACGUUACAGGAGUGUGGGUGUACCCACUUCUUGAGCACCUCAGCCCAGGUGUCAAAGUAAUCUUUUUUGCAGCUGUUACUGUAGUAAUUAACGUAUUCUACUUGGUGGGAGAAGUCCUGAACAGCUACAUCUGGGAUACACAAAAAUGUAUUGAAGAAGGAAAAGAAAAGCCGAAAUUGGAGUGAGGAAUAAGAGGCAACACAGAGGAUUGUUUAUGGCUCCAUGGAAGAUUUCUCAUCCCCAACAGAGCUUGGCCUGGAGAGGAAUCUUUUGGAAAGGAGGAAGUUUCAUGGGCCCACUUCUCAGUGCAAGGAUAUUUUUGGAUUUUAUAUGGAAGGAAAAUGAUUUUAGCUAAGAAUAAUAUUAAUGUUUCAACCUUCAGUUUCUCCAUGCUUGCAUGUGACAUACACAUAUAAGAUGUACAUUUACCUCCAAGGCAUUCUCAAUGUUCAUUUCUUGAAUCAAAUAAGUCAUUAAACCAUUAAGUCAUUAGAUCUUUUUACUUCUGCCAAGAAGAACAAUGAGUCCAUUCUCUGUAUUGUUUGAGAAAAGCUUAAUCAGAUAGGUCGAAUACAGGGAAACAAAGCAAUCCUAUAUAUUUCAAAUUCCAGCAUAGAAGUUAAUUGCAUGAAUGUAUCUAAAGAAGAGUUCAGUCUGACUGAAAUAUUAAUGUAACACUAUGUAACAGUUGCCUUAAAUUCGUUAUGUUAAUAAUUUUACCAGUCCAGUGGAAUCUUACUUGCAGUGUUAAGACCUAAAUAAAGAUGAAAUUAUCCUUGCCUUUCUGUUUCUUCAUGCUGAUUCUUGAGAUUUUAGAUGGAUCUAUGGCAUUUGAAUGAUACAUUUUCAGGUUUUCCAGGUUUUUUUUUUCAGCUGUAGAUUAUAUCAUUCCUACAUGAGGAUUUUUCUUCUUAUUUUCAUAGUAAAAUAACAGAUCCUCAUUUUCAAGUUCUAGGUUCUCAACAGGUGGGCUGAGCUGUCCGUGUUGUACAAGAGAGAGCAUUUAAGUCUUACUUGAGGCAGGCACUUAAGCAAAUGUUUAAAGUUAAGCAUAUGCCUGUUUGUAUAAGGAAUUAAAUUGCAAAAUACUAGUGAUAGUUUAAGUUUGACAUGAUUCUGUUUAAUUAUUAGACAAUCAAGAAGUAACUAGUAGGCAGAAAAAAUUGUCUAGAACUAAAAUAAAGUGAAUAGAAUAAUUUUUAGCAAGAUAAUAUUUAUUAAAAAGUAGCUUUAUGACCCAA
Molecule: messenger RNA, 1846 nt
Organism: Sturnus vulgaris (Common starling)
Lineage: Eukaryota; Metazoa; Chordata; Aves; Passeriformes; Sturnidae
Gene: AIG1
Product: androgen induced 1
Cellular component (GO): endomembrane system; membrane
Source: RefSeq, a predicted model, not a curated record